CUUUUCGACAUCAUCCUGCAAGAACCGCAGGCAACCAUAAUUUCACAGUGUAUAUACAGACUCAUGGCUGUCCUGGAAUCACCUAACUGAUCGCUAUCGUUCCGGUUUGUUGCUAGCUAUCAGUUGUGAGCGCUGCAUCAUACGGGACGUAAUUGGCGUACUUCUAGACAACAUUCGGAGCAUUGGAGUAAAACCACAUAAUCAGAUCUGCGAGACUCAUCGUUUUCCUUGAACGAUGGCGCGCAAGGAUCCAUCUCACGACGAAGUCACACCGCUCCUCGCCGCGAUCGAAGAAGUGCCCAUCACUGCAUCAUCAAGGGAAGGCGAGCAGGCACUCCUAGCCGCAUCGAAUGGACAUCCGAAGAAGCACACUGGUAAUGGGACGUUCUCAGCUGCUAAUGGCGCUGGAAAGCCAGUCGAUCAACCUGGCAGGAGCUCCGAGGGUGCUGCGAGCGACGACAUCGACAAGCCAUUGCCGAAGUUUCAGAUCUUACUGUUAUGCUACGCACGAUUUGUCGAGCCACUCUCGUUUUUCUGUAUCUUCCCGUAUCUGCCACAGAUGAUCGCGAAUACGGGAGAGGUGGAGCCGAGUGGGGUGGGUUUUUAUAGUGGGUUGAUUGAGUCCCUCUUCUCGCUCACGCAGAUGUGUCUCAUGAUAGGAUGGGGCCGAGCAGCAGACUACUUCGGCCGCAAGCCGGUACUCCUGUUCUCGCUCUUUGGAAUGAGCACAGGCAUGGGCUUGUUCGGACUAAGCAAGACGCUGUGGCAGAUGAUCUUGUUCCGAUGUAUGGCGGGCAUGUUCGGCGGUGUGAUCAUUACCGUCCGAACGAUGAUCUCCGAGAACAGCACACAGAAAACACAGGCAACAGCAUUUAGCUGGUUCGCAUUCGCCUCCAAUGUCGGAAUCAUGGUCGGUCCCAUCGUCGGCGGCGUCUUCGCCGAGCCGGCCAAAAACCUCAGGCCCAUCUUCGGAGGCGUCUGGUUCUUCGAGGAAUACCCCUAUGCACUGCCCACAUUCAUCACCAGCGCCAUCGGCAUCAGCGCAUUCGUACUAUCCGCCAUAACCAUAAAAGAGACGCUCCCCUCGCACACCCGAUCCACCACCCCAACAACCCCCAACAAACCAACCUCCAUCCUCGCCCUCGCCCGCCAACCAAACAUAACCCGCGUCCUAUGGCUCUACACCCUAACCAGCCUAAUCGCAUUCGCCUACACCGCCGUCGUCCCCGUCUUCUUCUUCACCCCAACCGCAACCGGCGGCUGCGCUCUCACGCCGCCACAAAUCAGCAUCUUCAUGACCCUGGGCGGCUUCGCCCAGUCGGCAUACAUGCUCCUCGUCUUCCCGCCCCUGCACGCACGCAUCGGCACCAUCGGCAUCAUGCGCUGUGUCGCCGUGGUCUGGCCGAUCAGCAUGGCACUGUAUCCGCUGGCCAACGUGCUGCUUGCGCGCGGGACGCAUGCCGCGAAUGUGGCGUUCUGGGUGCUUGCGCCUGCUAUCACAGUGCUGACGUCGGGUGUUAGUAUGGGGUUUACGGCGGUGCAGUUGGCGCUCAAUGACGUGGUGCCUGAGCCGGAGAGUUUGGGGUCGUUGAAUGCGCUUGCCAUGGCGCUGGUUGCGGGCAUUCGCAGUUUUACGCCUGCGGUGAGUACGGUGAUAUUUGCGGCGGGCAUCGAGAGGCAUAUCUUGGGCGGUUAUCUCAUAUGGCUUGUUUUGGUCGGUUUGACGUUGGCAUACUCAGCGAGUGUGAGGGUGUUGCCAAGGAUUGCGUGGGGUAGAAAUGGGGACAAGGCGGACGAAGCGACGGCACAGGAAGAGGAGGGCUAAGGAAGUACAUUGAGACGGUUUCAGCGGUAGAUAGACUAGAGUAAGAGAGGAUGUAAAACAUAUGCCAAAACUUUGGCUUCUAAAGUCGUCCACAGCCCAAGGUAUAUGGGAGGUCAUCAUUCGCGUUCUGUCGAUAGCAAUGCCUUUGUUGUAUCAUUCCAUCAACUUAUUCAAU
Messenger RNA from Pseudovirgaria hyperparasitica, 2000 nucleotides. RefSeq names its product MFS general substrate transporter. Lineage: Eukaryota; Fungi; Ascomycota; Dothideomycetes; Acrospermales; Acrospermaceae. The record is from RefSeq and is a predicted model, not a curated record. Gene Ontology annotation, molecular function: transmembrane transporter activity. The coding region runs from base 236 to 1825 and encodes 529 amino acids. The transcript has 4 exons. Gene Ontology annotation, biological process: transmembrane transport.